AAAAAGAUUUCAAAUUUGUAACAAAGUCUAUUCACCCCCCCUCUAGACUUUGUAUCUCACCACUUUGGGACCACCAAUUGGUAUCAGAGCAAACUUCUCACUAUCUACGUUUAGAUUAACGAGAAGCGAUCAAAAUGGUGAACAAUAUGGAUCACGGUUUGCCCAAGUUUUCUCUUCUAGGUUAUGAUGAUUGGAAGAUCAUGAUGGAAGCAUAUCUCUACGCUCUACAUGAUUGCAUGUGGAUGGUGCUUGAGGAUGGACCCUUGAAAAUCCAAAUGGAGAAUCCUGAGAGGAAUCCAGCAACUCCAGAUGUAGUCCAGUACAUUCCAAAGCCCAAAGAAAAAUGGGAUGAUAGAGAUUGCAAAAAGCACAAUCUGGAUAACGUCGCCAAAGCAACCAUCUUCAAAACACUUGAUCCCAUCACCUUCUCCAAAAUCAAGCAUCUCAAGACUGCCAUGGAGAUAUGGCAAGGUCUUGGGAAGCUAUGUGAGGGAUCAGAGGACUUGAGAAAGCAGAAGAUAGAAGUCCUGCUUGAAAAGUUCAAAGGCUUCAAAAUGCUUCCCGGAGAAUCAUUUGAUAUGUUGGAUGAAAGAUUCCACAAAAUCUUGAAUGAUCUUGCCUCACUUAACCACGUUCUUUCUCCCAAAGAAAAGAAUGUAAGGUUGCUGAGAUCUCUUCCAACCGAGUGGUACACCAAAGCCACAGCCAUGGAAGAAGGAAGAAACCUGGAAAACUACACUGUCCAAGGACUUCUUGAUGAGCUCAGAACCUAUGAGCACGAGCUGAAGAAGAAGAAGGAAGAACAAGUCACUCCCUUCCCCACGGCACUGAUGACAACUCCAAGAGUCCCAUCAAGUGAAGGGACAUGCCCAAGGAACUGUGACACACCUUCCUCCAGCCAGCCGCCAAACUCAAAAAUGGAGAACUACGAUGAGGAAUUUGCCAUGAUGGUCAAGCAAUUCCGGAAAUUCAAAAAGUUCUUCAAGAAGGCUGACUCAGUCAGAAGGCCAUCAAAGGGAAAGCCACAGGUAAGUGACUCUCCUCCUGAAUCUUAUUUGUGUUACAACUGCAGGAAGCCUGGCCACUGGAAGUCAGCAUGCCCGUAUCCAAAGGUGGAGAAGUACGGAGAAAGAGAAAGGAAUGAGAAGAAAAAGAAGGCAAUGGUUGCUGCUGAAAGUGAUGAGUCAUCCAGCUCAAGCUCAGAUGAAGAAGCCCUCGUCUACAUGGAGCGCAGAGUUGAAAAGUCCAACCAUGAGGAUAGGUGGACUAUGUCAGAAGAUGACAAACUUUGCCUAAUGGCUAAAGAUGAUGCUGAUCAAGAGGUAACUUCACAAACCUCCUGCUCAUCUUCUUAUGAAAGCAUACCAACUUCUGAAAAUCUUUUUGACCAGUUCAAAAAGAUGAUGGUAGAUUUUGAGGAAAUAAAUCUCAAACAUUCUUCCUUAACAGAGGAGAACAAACUAUUGAGUGAAGAGAAUCUCAAGUUGACUGAAGGUCGGAAAAGUCAACUGGAUGAGAUCACUCAACUCAAGACUGAAAAUGAAUCUCUCUCUAAAAAGGUGAAAUCCCUUAACAAAGAACUAGGGACACUUAAGUCCAAAGAAGCAGUGGAUAAGCUUCUUGAAACGACCAAACAUAAGGAUCGUGAAGGACUUGGGUUUGACCCCUCCAGUUCCAAAAGAAAAGGGAGAACAACUUUCAUCCCUCCUAAACCUACUGCCAAACCAAAUAAGCAGAAAGGAAAGGAAAAGGAGAAACCAACAGAAGUUCCCAAAAAGGUAAUCCCUCUUAAGAACUAUAGGAAGCUGGACAAACCUCAAAAAGGAAAUAAUUUCAGAAGAAAACCUUCUAACCCCAAAGCAGACAAGGAUGAAGAAGUCAAUGAAAGAGAUAGUAUGAAGCCCACAGAAUUCAUUCCAUUCGGAAGUCUGCCUCUGAAGACUUCACAGAGAAAUCCGGAUUCAGACAGUGCUGAGCCUUCCAGAAAUUCUGGCCAGCCUUCCAAUAUUCCGGAUCUCUCAAAUGACGACAAUUCCGGAAAUGGCGACCCAGUGCCAAUCUAUCCGGAAACACCAACAACCUCUGUUCUUCAACCAGAAGCUGAACUAAAUCAACCAGUCAAUCCCAAUCAACACAAUCUUUGUUGGUUAAGGGAUCAUCCUCCUCAACAGAUCAUUGGAGAUUUUCAAUCUGGUGUUCGCACAAGGAGUGCCCAACAGAAUCUGGAAGCUAUGCUUGCUUGUUUCAUCUCACAAAAGUUAGAGGCCAAGUGCUCUUCAUCGACAUUCUUCCAAAGCUAUAUGGAGAUGAUAGGCGCUCAAGAACUCUCCGAAUUUCUUCAAAUGGAGAUUCGCCUCAAAUUUGAGGAAGAAGUUCUUGAAUUCUACAGGAAUGGAGAAGUCAAGACUGCUCAUUCAAAGAAGGACCCACAAAGGACGUUUCCAGUUAUCAAGUCCACUGUAGGGGGUACAAAGGUGAAGCUUUCGCAAAAGAAAUUGGGAGAAAAGCUUCGCCUUCCCAAUUCUGGAGUUGAAGUUGGAAAACUUCUAGUCAAAAAUCUGGACUGGAACAUCAUUGGAAUCUCUGGGCAAAUUCCGUCUGGCCUAGCGAAGAAAGUAGAUCUAAACAACGAUUACAAGUUGAUUUUGGAAUUGGUCAUCGCUUGCCUCGAAUGUGGAAGUGGAGGUCACACCGAUGACAUCACCCAGGAGAGAGCCUUCAUCAUCAACGCUCUCAUUACCAAAACUAAGGUAAACUGGGCUGCACACUUUUUCAAUUCCAUCUCAAAGCAUUUGGGAAAGCCCAACCAGAAAUAUCUCUGUCAAGGACUAUACCUUGGACAUAUUUUGGAGUCUAUGGGUAUUGCUUCUAAAGGAAAGAAGUAUGGAGAAAGAUACUGGUUAUACUAUCUGUCUUCAAAAGGAGAAAACAGAGCCAGUGCUAGUGCCACUGCAGAAGAAAGCUCAUCAGAUAAUGUCCUGCUCAUCCAUAUGGCAAAGACUGCCAAAAGAAAGCAAGUGGUGUCUCCCUCCAUUAGUAUUGAAGCACCACAGAACCUUGCCUUGGCAUGUUUGGAAGAAGAAGAAGAAGUCUCUGACCAUGGAGAACUUCAAAGGAAGAAAAAGAGAAAGAUCAACUCUCCAUCAACAUCUGGAAAUGUCAAUCCGGAUGAGUUGAAGGAGAAGGAAACUGCUGAGGAAACCUCUAUUCAAAACCGGAGUCCUCAACAGUUUGAAGAAGAAACUCCUCAAUUCCCAAGCCUUCCAACCCCCUCAUCUCAGCCUCAUACAGAUGAUGCUGACAACAAAUUCUGUAUUCCAGUCAACCACAACUGUGAAGAUAUUUUGAAUGAUUACUGGGUAUGGCAAAAGAACCCAGAAGACCUGCACAUGGAAUACCUGGCCAACACACCAGUUUCAGACUGUGAAGCAGAUGAUGAAGACACUGCUGUCUUCAAGCCAGUCUUCACUAGAGCCACAGAAGAACAAAUGGCUCUCACCUCUGAAGAAAUAGCUGUUUUGGAAGCAACAGCUGAGGAUUUCCCUAUCUUUCCGAAAACCUCACCUGCGUUUGAAAUGGUUCUGACUGAAACUGUUCAAGAGAAGACAGCCUCUCCCCCACAAGAGCAGAACCAGGAAGCAACUGAAGAAGAAGAAUUUCAGCGACUGAUCCAAUCUCAAGUGCUCGAGAUCCUCACUACUCCUUGUGAGAUCUCCAAUCAGACACAACUUGAGAUUCUGGAAAAAUCAGCAGAAAUUCCGGAAGAAGCCAUGGAGAAAGCAGUAGAAGUCCAAAGGCACUCUGGAGAAACUGAGAAGGAAACUCAGAUGGCAGAAGUGGAGGUCUCUCAAACUCCAAUAACCAUCUUUGAAGAACCAAAUGAAGCUGAAGAUAGUGACUCCCUCUCCAGAUACAUAUCAAAUUUUGCACUUGAUGAAGCUGAAGGAGAAUCUGAGAGGACACUAAAGGUCACUGAUGAAGAAGAUGUACAAGAUGAUGCUGAAUCUCUUCCUUUGCAACUCUUCCAAAGGACAUCAUCUCCUCAUCAGGUAACCAAUUUUCAUUUCCAUAGCUCUUCAACCCCUACCCUUCCGGAUGAGAUACCGGAAAUCUGGACAAAGAAGGUCCAAGGGCUGAUUGAAUCAGCCCUAGCAUCUCAACAUGCCUCCUUUAGGCAAGAGAUAGAGCUAAUGG
Molecule: messenger RNA, 4194 nt
Organism: Cuscuta campestris
Lineage: Eukaryota; Viridiplantae; Streptophyta; Magnoliopsida; Solanales; Convolvulaceae
Source: the annotation of a GenBank genome assembly